UAACACUGAGUUCCUAUGAGGUCCUGUCAAGAUGGUUGUAUCAGGGAUCUUUCUAAUCCUUAUUGGAAUUAUCCACACACAGGCCAAGACUGUACAUGUGGACAUUUGGUUAGGUGGCUGCUCAGAAUCAGAUGGAGAGUACAUGUUUAUGUUGGAUGGGGAAGAAAAGGCCCAUGCAGACUGGAAGGCUGGGAAGUAUGUGGUCACCGUGCCUGAGUUUGCUCCUCCACUUACAUUUGUGGGGGACCCAUAUCAGACAGCAGAGGCACAGCAGCGAAUCUGUAAAAGGAACUUGGGAACUUUCAUAGAGGCUUACAAAAACCCAGUGGUGGCACAAGCACCCCCUGUGAGCUCCAUCUACCCCAGAGAUGAUGUGACGCUGGGCACGGACAACACCCUCAUCUGCUACAUAGCUGAUUUCUACCCUCCACGGCUCACUUUAAGAUGGACCAAGAACAACAGGAACGUGACUCUGGGGGUGAGGAACUCUCAGCUCCGUGUGAAUGAUGAUGGCUCUUUCAACAUGGUCUCCAGUCUGAGAUUCACUCCUGCGGAGGGGGACAUCUACACCUGCACUGUGGAGCACUCCGCACUGACAGAUGGGCCACAGACAAGGGAGUUUGAGGUUGAGGUUCCUCCAGAGGCCAGUGUGGGUCCGUCCGUGUUCUGUGGAGUGGGUCUGACCCUGGGGCUGCUGGGAGUGGCUACCGGAACAUUCUUGCAGGUCAAGGGAAACCAGUGCAACUGAAAUGCCAGUCUAGAUGUCUU
Molecule: messenger RNA, 768 nt
Organism: Engraulis encrasicolus (European anchovy)
Lineage: Eukaryota; Metazoa; Chordata; Actinopteri; Clupeiformes; Engraulidae
Product: H-2 class II histocompatibility antigen, A-U alpha chain-like
Exons: 4
Coding region: 32-748 (238 amino acids)
Biological process (GO): immune response; antigen processing and presentation
Cellular component (GO): membrane; MHC class II protein complex
Source: RefSeq, a predicted model, not a curated record